Messenger RNA from Thamnophis elegans (Western terrestrial garter snake), 3387 nucleotides. It is a transcript of the gene KCNK1, whose product is annotated as potassium two pore domain channel subfamily K member 1. The record is from RefSeq and is a predicted model, not a curated record. Gene Ontology annotation, molecular function: potassium ion leak channel activity. The coding region runs from base 244 to 1245 and encodes 333 amino acids. Gene Ontology annotation, cellular component: membrane. Gene Ontology annotation, biological process: potassium ion transmembrane transport; stabilization of membrane potential. The transcript is spliced from 3 exons. Lineage: Eukaryota; Metazoa; Chordata; Lepidosauria; Squamata; Natricidae.
GAGAGGGACCUCUGCUCCGGGGCUGAGAUCGCGUGGGCCAGCAAGCCGCGAGAGCCUCCGGGGCCACCCUCCGUGGGCUGCUUUCCCACCCCCGCAUCUCCCUCCAGCGCGCUUCGAGGCCCCAGGCUUCUGCGCUGAGCCGCCCGGGUCACUCAGGGACGCGGGUCUUUCGCGGGCUCCGGGCAGGGCAGCAGCGGUGGCGGGCUGGCGCUCGGAAGGAGUGCGCGGCGCUGGCGGGGGAAGAUGCUGCAGUCGCUAGCGGGCAGCUCGUGUGUGGAGAGGCACCGCUCCGCCUGGUGCUUCGGCUUGCUGGUGCUGGGUUACCUGCUCUACCUGGUCUUCGGCGCCGUGGUCUUCUCGUCGGUCGAGCUGCCCUACGAAGACCUCCUGCGCCAGGAGCUGCGCAAACUGAAGCAGCGCUUCGUGGAGGAGCACGAGUGCCUCUCGGAGGAGCAGCUCGAGAGCUUCUUGGCGCGCGUCCUGCAGGCCAGCAACUACGGCGUCUCGGCGCUGAGCAACGCUUCGGGCAGCUGGAACUGGGACUUCACCUCGGCGCUUUUCUUCGCCAGCACGGUGCUCUCCACCACAGGUUAUGGUCACACUGUGCCUUUGUCAGAUGGAGGAAAGGCCUUUUGCAUCAUCUAUUCAGUUAUUGGGAUUCCCUUCACCCUGCUCUUCCUGACAGCAGUGGUGCAGCGCAUCAUAGUUUAUGUCACCAGGCGGCCUGUACUGUAUUUCCACAUCCACUGGGGCUUUUCGAAGCAAAUUGUGGCCAUCAUCCACGCCGUGAUUUUGGGCUUUGUGACCGUCUCAUGCUUUUUCUUUAUCCCAGCAAUAAUAUUUUCUGUCCUGGAAGAUGAUUGGAACUUUCUAGAAUCAUUUUAUUUUUGCUUCAUUUCUCUCAGCACCAUCGGCCUUGGCGACUAUGUUCCAGGGGAAGGUUAUAACCAAAAAUUCAGAGAGCUAUAUAAAAUAGGAAUUACAUGUUACUUGUUGCUGGGCCUCAUCGCAAUGCUGGUUGUUCUAGAAACUUUCUGCGAACUUCAUGAACUCAAAAAAUUUAGGAAAAUAUUCUACGUGAAGAAAAACAAGGAAGAAGACCAAGUACACAUUACAGAACAUGAUCAACUAUCUUUCUCUUCAAUUUCAGACCAGGCAGCAUCCAUGAAGGAAGAUCAGAAAGUAGAGGAGCCUUUUGUGACUCCUCAACCUGCAGUUAACUGUGAUGAUUUUAUAAACAAUUAACCAAGGGCUUCCAUUCCAGUAUCAACAGUGCACUUAACAUUCUUGCAGUUAGAACUAGUACUAUUAAUGUAACUAUAGAAGCAGGAAUGCAGUGCUAAACUAUUCAUAUAUUCAUAAUGCUUUGGGAUCUUUUACAAUUUAUGGGCCAAAUAUAUUUUGUUGCUGGCUCUACAUACUGGGAAUAUUGAUUGAAACUAGUGUGCAGUUGAGAAUCUCAGGAUUCAUGAUCUAUACACAGUAUAUAAGAUAAAGAUAAUCCCUGUUCAGUCUCCUCUCCUUUUCAACUCUAAAAUCAAUGAAAUACUUAGCUUUUCCCCAAAGAUCAGACCUUCUUAUGCCAAUUUUAUGUGUGGCAACCAAUCUUUGGAAAGCACCGAGUUAGUAAAUCUUCAUGCUUUCCACAUACAGAAUAUAGUAGCCACAGCAGUCCUUAGAAAAUAGGAAUAAUCUUCCAGAUGGCAGUCACUGAAGUGUGUAGCAGUAUAAUUAUCACUACAGAACCAAAAAGAGAACCAAGUGUAUGCUAUCUGUUAUGUGUCAUCUCAGUCACUCAAAGCUCUGAAAACAUUUAGGUUUAUCUCAGUAUGAAUAAGGCAAAGAAACAGACAUUCUGAAACAUCUGCCCUCAGUCUAAUGUCCUACUCUGACUGAUCACCUUUAUCCUGUAGAGCCUGAAGAGGGGAGUUUGGGCCAAGGUGCUUUAUGUGCGGGAGAAAGUUGUUUAGAGUUAUAUUUUCUGCGCACUAAGCCUACAUCAAGUAAUUUUACCCUAAAAAGUAUUCUAGAUCCGUGAUGGCGCUACCUAUGGUACAUGUGCCACAGGAGCCAUAUCUACCGGCAUGCGAAGUGUCAGCUCCGGCGUGCAUGCAUGCUCCGCCUAGCUGAUUGUUGGUCUUCCGGAAGGCUGGGGGAGGCCAUUUUUGCCCUCCCCAGGCUUCAGGAAAGCAUCCAGAGCCUGGGGAGGGGCAUAAACAGCCUCCCCUCUGGAGAAAAUACCAAGCUCAGCUUGGAGGCAUGGGCAGGAUUGUGUGCACAUGCCUGUGUGCACCCUUGCAUUUUUGGCACCCAACAACAAAAAGGUUAGCCAUCACUUUUCUAGAUGAAGACUUUGCUAAGCCUGAAUGUGAUCUCUGAGUGUUUUCCUUCUAGCCUUAAAUAUAACAUAAGGGUGUUAUGCAACAGAUUUGAGUGGGUUGUAGGAACAGGGACCCAUGAACACCAGCAUACAGAACUGAAGGCAUAUUACAGUGGAAAGCCAUCUUCCUUAGCAUUUUCAUCUUCACGUUGGGCUCCAGUUUUAGCAGGCUGGUUGUGAUUUUCAAACUAUUCAUAGCCAAGCAAUUUUAGAGCUAAGAUCUUAUUUAUUCAGUGAAAUAAUAAUCAAGCUGAAUACUGAAGUAAUGAUGAAAAAAAAUACUUGAAAGCUCUUAUCACCUAAAAGCACUGUACAUGAAUUUAAUAUUUAUUAAUAGAUUUUGUAUCUUUACUAGGAAAUUUGACUUUCUUGAUAAAUCUGCUUCAAAAUCUAUGUGAACUGGAAUUUAUUUUUAAGAAACCACAACUCAGAGAUGCUUCUUUAAUUUGAUUUGAAGCUUAGUGUAGUGCAUGCUCACCAAAGCCGAUAUUUUUGUACCAUUUAUGUUAGUUUUGAUUGUAUAGUUCAACUGUUACUUAUGUACAUAAUGAUAUUUAUAUAUUGUGCAUAUCAUGUAGAUUGCUAGAAAUGAAGUGUCCGAUUUCAAAUUUUAAAGAUUCUUUUCCUCAUAUAUUUUUUUAUGAAUCAUUCAAACUAUGGCACUGAAAAUAAUGACUUAAAUUCUGACCAAAUGAAUGUGGAAGGGUAAGUCAUUAUGCCUGCAAUGUUAACAUUCCUGUUUUGUUUUCUUUUGUUUUGUUUUAGUAUGACAGUCUACUCUUAUGGGUGGCAGUAUUUCCAUGUAGCUUGAAUGCUGCAACAUCUUUCACACUGUACUGUACUGUACUACAGAAUUCAGAUUUUAUUGACAGUUGUUGCCUGGAGACAGGUGAUGUUGCAUAAUUGCACAAGGUUGUUUUGUUUUAUUUGUUAAGCCAGAGAACAUAAUAAAGCCUAGUUAGAAGAGAAAUACUGUAGAAAAAAUUGUAGAGAUAAGGAAUUAUUAU